Molecule: messenger RNA, 2330 nt
Organism: Oncorhynchus gorbuscha (pink salmon)
Lineage: Eukaryota; Metazoa; Chordata; Actinopteri; Salmoniformes; Salmonidae
Exons: 4
Coding region: 924-1916 (330 amino acids)
Molecular function (GO): serine hydrolase activity
Source: RefSeq, a predicted model, not a curated record
UGGCAGGAAGAGGAGGUCCUUUUGAAAUAUGUGCCUCUGUCGAACAGCUAAGCGAAAAACUGUAUUUUCCUCUUGUUCAAUAGUUCAUUGUCUACAAUGUAUGAAGCGAGAACGUGGAAGAGUGGCGCGCGCCCGAUGCCACUUGUGAAACUAUGAUAAAUAGGUUAUGCAUUUACACUUAUUUACAAUGUAAUGAUGACAGUUCAAACAGUCCCAAAAUGCAACGGAAAGACAGGUCCGAUAAUAUGAUUUCUGUCCGUGGACCGCGACUACGUGACAACCGACCGAUAUCUUGACAUUUAACGGCAAACGGGAAUGCGCAUGUAAAUAUGCAGUUGAGUUUGUUUUUGCGCGCCCACUAAGUGAAACGAAGGGCACGAGCAAAGACAGGACACGGAAAAGGACUGGGGUGGCGCAGAAUCGAAUCAACUCAGGAUCUUGAAACUUGCGGUUAUUUCCAACCCUACCGAGUUCGUUUAUAACGGACGGUUCGACGAAUGCUCGAAUCUAUUAAAGAGGUUAAUUCACAGAAAGAAGACCGUGGAGGGUGGGCAGAAUUUCAACUGCUAUGAGGAUUCUCAAAUUCUUCAUGGGGUACAGUUGCAGAACUCUAUGAACGCUGCCUGCUGUGUGACUUUGGCUUUGUUUGAAGAAGUUGCAUGAAACUGGGCAGGGCCGUGCCUACAGACCUUUUGGGAGGCGUGGGCUUAAAAUAAAAGGGUCACCCCCCCAAAAGAAAAGGUUCCCCACAACCACAAUCACAGACUGGUUGAGCAAUUAUUACAAGAAAAGGGGGAAAGCAGCUGCACAGCCAACUGAGUCUGUAUCUGUAGACUACUAUCUACAUCUAACCAGAUGAGUCAAGCCUGAUCCCCAUAAGCUGGAUCCCACAACCUUGCAUUAACUCCCACUCUGGGCCAGACAUGUCUGUGAUAGUGGGAGAGGGGCGGUUCAUAGCCCAGAGGGUCACCAGAAGCAUCACCUACUACUACACCAGCCGGACACCAGGGGGCGAUACCCCUGCCCCCUCUCCUCCCACCAUCUCCCCCACCUCCUCCCAUCUAGACACUCCUUUUCCCUCACCCUCGUACUCCCUCUCCACCCCCUUGCUCCUAGACUUGCCCUCUCACCACGACGUUUCCUCAGUUCUCACCCCUUCCGCUUUGGAUGUACCAACCCUCUCUCCAUCCUCCCCCCGUCCCCUUCUCCUGCUUUUCCCGUGGCUGGGCGCCCGACCGGGGGCCAUGGCGAAGUACCGGGACCUCUACCUGGAACGCGGCCUGGACAUCCUAUCAGUGGAGAGCACUGUGUGGCACUUCCUGUGGCCUCGCUGGGGGCUGGAGUAUGGGGCUGAGGUCCUGGAGGUCCUGGGAGACCCGCGUUUCAAAGGUCGCCCCCUUCUGGUCCACGCCUUCUCCAUCGGCGGGUACACCUUCACCCAGCUGCUCAGCCAGAUGGUCAGGGAGCCACACAAGUACCCAGGCCUGGCCCAACGGGUCGUAGGACAUGUCUAUGACAGCAUGGUGGUCGGAUCGCUGGAGCAUAUGGCUAAAGGCCUGGGUCUGACCCUGUUCCCUCAUAUUGAGCCCCUGGUGCGAUACACUGCUCUGCUCUACUUCUGGCUCUUCAAGUCCCAGACGGUGUACUACUACGACAAGUCAAUCCAGGUCUUCUACAACAGCCCCGUCACCUCCCCGGCGCUCUUCUUCUUCUGCGAGAACGACGCGUUGUGUGACCCCAUCGUCAUGGAGGCGGUCCUCGACUUCUGGAGGAAGCGGGGCGUUGCUGUGGAAUCCAGGAAGUGGAAGGAGUCUGUGCACGCUGCUCAUCUGCGCUGUCACCCGGAGGAGUACCUCUCAACACUGGAGACAUUUUUUCACUCGCUCAACAUCGCCCCUCUCAGGGCUAAGAUGUAAAUGCUUCAUGUGAUAAUCACAUUGAGGGGUUUGAGAAUUCAAUAAAUCCGGCAAACUCCAAAACUAAUGUUAGAACAGAUGUUAUAACAAUAUUAUAACAUAGUAUAACAUAGUGUAGUCAUGCAGCAUGUAAACGUUUAUCCAUAGAAACUUGUUUGACACAUACUCAGCAUGUGGGUCAGGAGGGAAUCAAACCCUCAACACACUAGUUUUACUUCCCUGUCGCUAUAAUAACAACAUAUCCAAUCCUAACUCCUAGCAUGUGUUUUAACUGUGCUACACAUUAUUAUCUAUUUGUACAGAUAUAGGAUCUUAAUUUGACCUGCAUUGUCGUAGCAAAAUAAUGAAUGUUUAGUCCAUAAUGUUUCUUGAUCAGUGGUCAGGCUAUUAAAAGUUGGCAACAUGAAAAGUGCA